GGAGUGACUUGUCCCGGACUCUAAUGUAGCACCGGAAGCAAGGGAUGACCUUUCCGCUCCCGUGUCUGAGCACCGGGCGAACCACAUGGGAUCCAUGCGCACUCAGAUACAUUAGAAUGCGACACUCGAGCCUUUCAUAAUACUUAAAGUCCUGUUGACUUGUUUCCUCAAGACCAAUACACCACCAUUGACCAAUUCAUCGCCAUACCUAUCACCAUGAAGCUCUUUCUAACUCUACCCCUUAUUUUGUCCUGCAUCUUCUUCGAGACAGCAAAGGCUUUCAAGCACAAGCCUGCAGUUGUCCUAGUCCAUGGUGCUUGGGUAGCGCCUUCCUUUUGGAACCUCACUGCUGAGAGGCUGCGUGCUGAUGGCUAUAAUGACAUUGUAAUUACCGACUUCGUUAGCGGCAAGAUCACAAAUCCCCCGACAAGUACCCACCGUGACGAUGUUGCACUCGUGCAGGAAGCACUGAAGCCUCUCGUGCGCGCCGGAAAGGAGAUCAUUGUUGUGAUGCACUCUUAUGGGGGUCUCGUAGGCAGCGACGCAAUCGAGGGCUUUGUCAAGAAAGCCAGCUACGGAUCAGUCGGGGGCGUUAUAGCAGGAGUCUACAGCACGGCUUUCAUCGUUGAACCAGGCAAGGCACUAUCCGACUACUUUGGUGGUAGCACACCAGCAUUCAUCGUGCCUGACCCUCAAAAUCCCGCCUACGUCAACGUCGACAACCCACUCGAUAUUCUCUUCAACGACUUCACCGAUGCCCAGGCUGCAAAGUAUCUUCCUGAUGUCCGCCCGGCUGCUGCUGCUACUUUUGGAUCCAAGGCACAGUAUGCCCCUUGGAAAGACAUACCUUGUUCCUACAUUGCUACUGCCCUCGAUAAGGCUAUUCCACCAGCUCUUCAAAAGUCCAUGUACGACGCAGUUCAGGGACAGAGUCUUCGAAAAUGGCCGUUCUAUGAGGUUGGGGGCGGUCAUGCUUCGGCGAUCAGCAAGGCUGCCAACGUCGCGAAGCUGAUCGAGCUUGCCGACUCGAAGUGA
This is a messenger RNA of Pseudovirgaria hyperparasitica, 1035 nucleotides long. Its product is annotated as alpha/beta-hydrolase. Lineage: Eukaryota; Fungi; Ascomycota; Dothideomycetes; Acrospermales; Acrospermaceae. The record is from RefSeq and is a predicted model, not a curated record. Bases 217 to 1035 code for a protein of 272 amino acids. The transcript has 2 exons.